This is a messenger RNA of Bombus pascuorum, 1404 nucleotides long. RefSeq names its product ras-related protein Rab-28-like. Gene Ontology annotation, molecular function: GTPase activity; GTP binding. The transcript is spliced from 4 exons. NCBI's taxonomy places the organism in Eukaryota, Metazoa, Arthropoda, Insecta, Hymenoptera, Apidae. The record is from RefSeq and is a predicted model, not a curated record. The coding region runs from base 21 to 740 and encodes 239 amino acids. Gene Ontology annotation, cellular component: Golgi apparatus; endosome.
UUUUAUCCCGAUCUUCCCCAAUGUCUGACGUCGAGGAGGACCUACUGGUAAAGAAGCUGAAGAUCGUGCUGGUCGGUGACUCUGGAUCCGGCAAAACGAGCAUCGCUCAGAAAUUUUGCAAUAACGAGUUCACGAGACAGUACACGCCAACGUCUGGAAUCGACUUCUUCCUGAAGAACGUCAGCGUUGGUUUUUAUAAAAACGUUAAUCUACAUUUAUGGGAUGUCGGCGGUCUUGCGUUACACGGAAACAUGCUGGACAAAUACGUCUUCGGUGCUCAUAUAAUCCUUUUAGUCUACGACGUCACUAAUAGCUUCAGUUUCGAAGUUUUAGAAGAAUGGAUAGAUAAAAUCAGAAAAUUGAGCGAUAACUACGAGGAAACACCGCUGAUGGCCGUAGUUGGUAACAAAUGCGACAUGGAACAUCAGAGGACGGUGAAAAAGGAUCGAACACACAAAUUCGCCGCAGACAAUGGAUUUCCGUCUCACGAUGUUUCCGCUAGAACCGGUGAAGCGGUUUCUUUGUGUAUAGUGACCUUAGCCGCGCAAAUUUUGGGUGUCCGAUUAACGAAAACAGAUCAGGACUAUCACAAGCCCAUAAUAAUUGCAGAAAUAGGCGACACAGUGGACAUGAGCACCAUUCGCAAGGUCGUGAAAAGGAUCCCCACGAAAAAGCAAACUCAAAUACCAUUUCAUCCCCAUUUACCUGGUUCAAAGUCGUCAGUUUGCCUGCUACAGUGAAAAUUACCGUAACGAGAAGUGGUUUUUGCAAUACAAUAUUUUUAUCGAACGUCAAGGACGGUUCAUCUGUACAUAAUACGUCCAUACGAAUAUUUUUCGCUACUUUCUUACCAUAUAUAAGAGAUUACUUAUACUUUGAGGGGCCAAUGCAAUAAACCACUGGUGUCUUCGUAGUAGAUUUAAAAACAAAUUUAUUUAUUGAUAAAAUCUUACUACUUGCGGUAAUAAUGUUAAUAUGGAUCGACGUAACAAUGUUAAAAAUACUUUUACAAUAAUAGUAGCAUCGUUCGUUACAGUGAUGUACAUACACUGUUGAUAGAGUACAUGCCAUAGAUUUGUAUUCAAGUCCUCGGUAAUUUUAUCAUACAUGUAUAAAUGCUGGUGGGAAAAGAUCGUUUAAUAUUGAGAGAUAAUCCGUGAAGAAAUCACGGGAUAAAGGAAGCUCUAUAAUCGCAUUUAAACAUCGUAAGAUCAAGUAAAACAGGAUAGUAAACGAAUCAAUUUUUAUUCGCGUUUUAAAGAGCGAGAGAAAACUCGUUCGUCCAUAUUAAACAACUCGCAGAUGUAUCUCUAUUUUUAUAAAUUGUUGAUUCACAGGUUUUUUCCUAUACUUAAUUGUUAAUGGCACUAAUCAUGCAAAACUAUAUGCAAAAAAAAAAACAAA